CAUUUCGCUUCUGAAAUGGAAUUUUCAUGAUUAUUAUAAAGUUUUGUCUGUAUAUGAGAAUCAAAAAUCAAAAAAUUCUAACUAUACAAAUUUGGAUCAUUCAAGUGAAAAAUUAUUACAUUAGAAAUAGAAAUUUUCACAAAUGAAAAUUAAAUUAAGAGAAGGAUAAAAAAAUAAUUUUUUUAAAUUCUAGAGUGUUAAAAAUUAAUAAUAUUCUGGAAUUUGUAUUAUUUUUGCAAAAUUAUUUAACUUUUCUAAAAACAGAGUGAAUAUGCGAAUGAGAUUUGAAAUUUCAAAGAGAAAUCAUCGUAUACAAUAACAGCAGAGGCAAACAUGUCAUUUAUUUCACUAUUCGAUGAAGCCGAUGAAGUUCAUCAUAAAGAUGCAUACACAUCAAAAUUAAAAUAUCGCAACUACGAGCUUAAUUGGAAAAUUGAGAAUUUCGAGUUUCUCUGUAAAAAUAUGAAAGAAAUAAAAUCGCCUCUCUUUCCAUCAAAAAAAUCAAAACAAGGCCAAUGGUUCAUUGAAUUGCAACCCACGGAAUUAAGAGAAAACAAUAAAACUCCUUUUAAAAUUAAAUUAAUUUCAACAGAUUCAAUUGCAAAACAUAUUAAUGUCAGUAUUUCAAUACAGAAUAAUUUUUCAAUUGUCCAAACAUGUAUCACUACUGACGUAAAAUAUAGUUUACAAUGCAAAUGGGUAUUAACAGGUUCAGAAUUAUAUUCAGCAUUUCAAAGAUCAACAAUAGCAAAAAUGAUUGAAAUUACAUGUAAACUCACUGUUCUUGAUUUUAAUACAAAAAAACAGGAAAUUCACGAUUAUGAACAAAAACCUAAUGAUCUAGUGGAAAAUAUUGAAAACCUACUCGACAAUGAAGACUUUAAAGAUGUUACUUUUAAUGUUGAAGAUGAAAAAUUCACAGCUCAUAAAAAUAUUCUCGCAAUUCGAAGUUCUGUCUUUGCUGCAAUGUUUAUGAAUAAAAUGUCUGAGGGACUAACAUCCGUUGUCGAAAUUGAUGACAUAAAACCAGCAAUUUUUCAAAAAAUGAUGAUUUUCAUUUAUACGGAUCGAGUGGAAAAUUUAGAUGAAUCAGCAUUUGAAUUAUUAUACGUUGCGGAAAAAUAUCAAUUGGAGAAACUUAAAAAUUUGUGCAUUCGGAGUUUAAACGUGAAUCUAUCUUUAGAAACGGUUAUUAAGAGUUUUGAAAUUGCCGAUUUGUAUUCAAUUGAAAAGCUUAAGGAUAAAUGUCUAAAAUUUAUAAACCAGGAAAUUGAUGAGAUUAACGAGACAAAAGAAUUUCAGGAACUUAUAAAAAGUCGUCCGUGUUUAUGGUUACAAAUUUUGAAAAUAAAUAAAAUGUUAGAUCUCAAUGAAACUGAGGACGAUGAAUGUUUCAAAAAUUGGAGUUAUAAAUUACGUGAUUGAACCUUUGGGUGCAAGAAGGGUAAAUUUUUGUAAUUAAAUUAAAAAGAAUUUAUAAAAAUGAUGUUUUUUUUCAAAUGGUAAUGGCGAAAAUUUAUCGCUAUAAAAAAUAUAACAAAAUUGAAAAGAAUUGAGAAAAGUCAAUUUUCUCCGAAAAUUUCAGUUCAUUUGAAUUUUCUUGCUUCUUGCUUAUGGGUUACUAUAAAAAAUUUUGUAAUUCUAGAUUAAGCUUGUAAACAUUGCUUUCUACAUAAAUUUAGACGUUUUUAAAAAACGUUAUUUUAAUAGAAUAAUCGUUUUUCAUAUUUUACAGAAACUUUUUAUCUUCUUGAUGUAUAAUGUUUAAAUAUACAAAAUUAAUAUAACAUUUUCUUGAUUUUAAG
Leptopilina heterotoma is the source of this 1805-nucleotide messenger RNA. Its product is annotated as speckle-type POZ protein-like. The transcript has 3 exons. Lineage: Eukaryota; Metazoa; Arthropoda; Insecta; Hymenoptera; Figitidae. Gene Ontology annotation, cellular component: nucleus; cytoplasm. Bases 334 to 1425 code for a protein of 363 amino acids. Gene Ontology annotation, biological process: regulation of proteolysis; proteasome-mediated ubiquitin-dependent protein catabolic process. The record is from RefSeq and is a predicted model, not a curated record. Gene Ontology annotation, molecular function: ubiquitin protein ligase binding.